This is a messenger RNA of Arachis ipaensis, 885 nucleotides long. The record is from RefSeq and is a predicted model, not a curated record. NCBI's taxonomy places the organism in Eukaryota, Viridiplantae, Streptophyta, Magnoliopsida, Fabales, Fabaceae.
AUGAGUCAACUUAAUAAUCAAGUGUAUGUUGAUGGGAUGAACAGGUUAAUUUGUGAUGAGCUCCGAUAUGAUAGAAGACAGCUAGCUUUAGAUCAUGCUUCUUACAUGCAACAACUAACUGACGAGCAAAGAGUUGUGUAUGAGGAAGUCAUACAAGCAGUUCAAAGUGGCAAAGGGGGCGUAUUCUUUUUGUAUGGUUACGGUGGAACAGAAAAAAUUUUUUUUUGGAAGAAAUUAGCAUCUGCACUGAGAUCAAGAUCACAAGUUGUACUAACUGUUGCAUCAAGUGGGAUUGCAUCUCUUUUACUACCUGGUGGACGGACAGCACACUCACGAUUUACAAUCCCACUCAAUUUAGAUGAAUUCUCAACAUGCACUAUAAAACAGGGCAACGCAUUAGCUGAUUUGUUAAUAAAGACUAAGCUAAUUAUUUGGGAUGAGGCUCCUAUGGUGAAUAGAUUUUGUAUUGAAGCACUUGACAGGACAAUGCGUGAUAUAUUAAGAUUCAGCAAUCCAGACAGCCUUGAUAAGCCUUUUGGAGGGAAGACAGUGGUCUUCGGCGGUGACUUUCAACAGAUUCUCCCAGUAAUUCCUAAAGGGACUAGACAAGAAAUUGUUAACGCCACUAUAAACUCAUCGUACAUAUGGGAUAGUUGCAAGCUGUUGUCAUUGACCAAAAACAUGCGAUUGAAAGCAGGUGACUCCCACACAAACUCAUCUGAGUUAAAAGAGUUUGCUGACUGGAUACUAGGUAUUGGUGAUGGUAGCCACGGAACACCAAGGGAUUGUGGUGAGAGGAUUGAAAUCCCAGAAGACAUCCUGGUUAAGAAUUGGGAUGACCCAAUAGAGGCGAUCUAUAAGGUAACUGGUGUGCGAAAAUCGUGA